Messenger RNA from Suillus plorans, 2026 nucleotides. RefSeq lists its product as uncharacterized. Gene Ontology annotation, molecular function: protein binding. The record is from RefSeq and is a predicted model, not a curated record. Lineage: Eukaryota; Fungi; Basidiomycota; Agaricomycetes; Boletales; Suillaceae. The transcript is spliced from 6 exons. The coding region runs from base 26 to 1648 and encodes 540 amino acids.
GAGUUGAUCGCUUGUGCACAUCGCCAUGGCACAGCGGGGACGGCAAAAGACCAAUCCAGAUCUUUCUGCAACACAUUCAACGACAGCGUCAACGCUUCUCUUCGCGCCAGUGGACGAUGAUGACAACGAUACCAUGAGCUCGCUCUCCCUUCAUGAUGAUUCCCGUCCGACAGCGCUGCAGCUUAGUAGCAACAUUGAUAGUACCCAUUCACCAUAUAUACACCCAACCCACCAGGCGACAGCUUCAACGUCCACCUUUAACGUUGGUGGACCUACUGCUACCGCGAACACUCCAACGGCGGGCUCUACACCCACCAGUACAUCAACCCAAACAAUGCCUGGUACACCUCGCACCGCCUCUUCCCGGAAACCUUCUUCUUUGCGCCACACCUCCACCGCAGUUCCUGCUGAAUCCAUCUCCUCCUCCAUCAAACGACGUGCAUCCUCUCCUUCUGCCAGGGAAGGUAAAUACCCUCCAAAAACCCAACAGCGCGUUCGCGCCACCCCACGUCUGCCGCACUCCGACGAUCCCCCUGCACCUGCAACCGCACUCUACUGGUCACGAGCUCCAAUUCAUGGUACCCUCCCCAUGCGCGCGUUCAGGGCUCAUACGGUCACGCUUGUAGACCAUGUUGCGUGGUUGUUCGGAGGAUGUGAUGAUAAAGGCUGUUGGAAGGAUGUGUACUGUUUUGAUACCGAUACAAUGCACUGGUCACAUCCUGACACCCUCGGCGACGUUCCACCGCCCUGCCGCGCCCAUACUGCUACUCUCGUCGACCGUAAAAUUGUGAUUUUCGGUGGGGGCCAAGGCCCAGUGUACUACGACAGUACAUAUAUAUUUGACACUACUACGCGUUCCUGGUUCUGUCCCUUGUUUCCUCACUCCCAAUCCCCGUCGCAGAACCCUGAAUCGAACACUGAGGUGCAACCGCCGGCAUCGCAAUCGCAGAAUCCUUCAGAGAGGCCCCUCCACCCAGCACCGCGUCGUGCCCACACGUCUGUCCUCUAUAAUGGCAAAAUCUACAUCUUUGGGGGAGGAAAUGGCCUCACAGCUCUCAACGAUCUAUGGACGCUUGAUGUUUCUCGGUUAGAUCCUACUUCACAAUCUACGUACUCGUACGGGGGUGGUUCCUUUGGCGGCUCAGGCGCAAGCGGUGGGCUCCGUUGGUCCCUCGUCGAAACGCAGGGUGAGCCGCCCGUGCCGAGAGGAUACCACACUGCCAAUUUGGUAGGCAAUAUAAUGAUCGUGGUCGGAGGGAGUGAUGGGAGAGAAUGUUUUUCAGAUGUAUGGUGUUUACACCUUGAGACUCUUGUUUGGACCCGUCUUAAUCUCCCUCUCUCUCACCGACGGCUUUCGCAUACCUCUACACAAGUUGGAAGCUGCCUCUUCAUCGUGGGCGGACACGACGGUGGGGCGUAUAGAGACGAAGUUGUCUUGUUUAACCUUGUGAACCUCCAAUAUGAACCACGAACGGUGAAAGGUAAACCCCCUUCCGCGCGCGGAUACCAUGCGACGAUCCUUGCAGAUAGCAGACUGUUUGUCUUUGGAGGGUUCAAUGGUCAUGACGUUUUCGACGAUGUUCAUGUCCUUGAUCUUGCAGGCGCUGCAUAUCUACCACAGGUGAUGAGCUUCCGCAUUGAUGUGUGAGCGCCAUGCCCCGCCGAUUCCAUGGUGUUUCUCUUCAGGCACAUCUAUCCGAGUUUUCACUUAAGGCUAGCGAGCACUUUUCGCUUGUACCUGCUUUCUUGUGGCCGUUCGCUGAAGCCUUUGGCAAGCACGGUGCUAUUGAACUUUCAAAGCCAUCGAAGUUCUCUUUUCUCCAUCAUGCAAUAUUAUCAGCUCUUUUGAGGACCCUUUUCACAGUUUCAUCGCUCCGCUGUUUUCCAACAUUACUCACCUUUAUUGACUGACAUUUUGCACGUCUUUACUACCUUGCAAUCUCCAAAUCCCGAGUCACUAUUUACCAAUUCAUAGAGUACAUAUACCAUCACUUGCAAUUUGAUUUUGAUCCUUGUUUUCUCCUGA